AUGAGCCUAUCCGUUUGCAAACUGCGACUUGACAAGAAUGCUUCUGAUCAUCCGCAGGCGGAUCUUACUACCGCAGCCAGUGUAGACGACGAAAGCUGCAUCGAUGUUGGUAGUGACGACGAUGCUGACCGAGACGGUGGCGAGAUGGAAGUUCAAGAGAUGAGCACCGGAGAUUCCUUUCCGACAGAGGGCGGCUUUGUGAAGAAAUUCGGAACGGAAAAUCGCCCAAUGAGCAGGAUGAUGUUUGAGAACCGAGGGCUUGUCAAGUACCGACACAAGCGAGAACGUAACCCAAGAGUCCAUCUGCGCUAUAAGUACAAAAAGGCGACCAUUCGCUACCGUUCUCGAAUACCACCAGUUCGGAAGGAGGACAAACCCUAUUCAGGCGAGGCUCGUGGAAUACGCGCCAAUCUGAUCCGGUCACAGAAGUUCUCCAAACAUUGA
Protopolystoma xenopodis is the source of this 444-nucleotide messenger RNA. Lineage: Eukaryota; Metazoa; Platyhelminthes; Monogenea; Polystomatidea; Polystomatidae. The record is from the annotation of a GenBank genome assembly.